This is a messenger RNA of Ochlerotatus camptorhynchus, 4485 nucleotides long. RefSeq lists its product as uncharacterized. The transcript is spliced from 4 exons. Gene Ontology annotation, biological process: DNA integration. Gene Ontology annotation, molecular function: nucleic acid binding. The record is from RefSeq and is a predicted model, not a curated record. Lineage: Eukaryota; Metazoa; Arthropoda; Insecta; Diptera; Culicidae. Bases 1 to 4485 code for a protein of 1494 amino acids.
AUGUCAGCUGAAAGGCUGGACCAAGGCAUGUUGGAUUUUUGUAUGGGACUGUUGCGGCUUAAACCGCAGGGCACGCAACGCAGUCCCUGCCGCAGAGUGAUCAACUGGAGUAAAUUCAUUCAUGUCCACGGUUCUGCUCCGAACAAGCCUGAAAUUCCGAAGGAGGCAAAAGGAAUCAAGCCGUGUUGGGUUUGCAAGCGGACAGAUCACAAGUUACGAUUCUGUGAUGAUUUCAAGAAGCUCAGCAUCACGGAUCGACUGAAGACGGUUGAGCAAAACAAACUCUGCGCGCUAUGCCUUAAUAACCACGGCAAAAGUCGAUGCACCUUUAAAAUCCGCUGCAACGUUGCCGGAUGUCAAGGUGGACACCAUCCUCUGCUUCAUCGAGCGGAAGGAGUCGUACAGCUGCUAAAUGUCGAGUGCCACGCCCACGGACGGUUGAGUCGUGCCAUCAUCUUCCGUAUGGUACCGAUUACUCUAUAUUUCCGGAAAUAUGCAAUGGAUGUUCUGGCCUUUUUGGACGAAGGGUCAUCCACUACGCUGGUGGAGGAAUUUGUUAUUAACGAGCUGAAUGUGGAGGGGGUUUGCGAACCACUGGUGGUUUCGUGGACGGGCAACGUGAAGCGCUACGAGAAUCAAUCGAAAAAGAACGCACGUACGGUGGCUGAGUUGAAGCUGCCGUGUCAAUCCAUGCAAUUCGAGGAGAUCGCGGAUCGCUACUCUCACCUGACGGAUUUGCCAGUAGUAAGUUACGCUGCGGAGGAGCCUCGUAUCAUAAUCGGUUUGGACAACCUACACGUAUUCGCUCCACUAGAAACUCGAGUGGGUGAGCCUGGCCAGCCGAUCGCUGUACGGUCAAAACUUGGGUGGACCAUCUACGGACCAGGAAAUCCUGCUGCGGCUGCUACUGCAGAAAGUUACAUGAACGUUCAUUCCGUCGAACCAAUUCGGAACGAGGAUCUUUAUGAGAUGUUGUGGACACAGUACUUGUUGGAGGACACCGGUACUUCUUGCUUCUCAGUUCCAGAGUCAGCUGAAAACAUACGCGCCCGUGAGAUUCUCCAAGCAACGACAGUGCGGAUCGGCGACAGAUUCGAGACGGGCUUGCUGUGGCGUAAAGACGAAAGAAGGUUCCCGGACAGUUACCCGAUGGCGGCCCGGCGGUUACAGGCACUGGAGAGGAAACUGGAAAAAAGUCCAGAUCUGAAGCAAAAUGUCCACCAACAGAUAGCGGAGUACGUGACGAAGGGCUACGCGCACAAAGCUACAGAGGAAGAGCUAGCUGGAUGGCAGAAAAAUGAGGUGUGGUACCUUCCCUUGAACGUGGUGCUCAACCCUCGAAAGCCGGGUAAAGUACGUUUGGUUUGGGACGCCGCAGCCACGGUAGGCGGAGUUUCGCUUAACACUGAGCUGCUCAAAGGACCAGACAUGCUGCAGUCUCUGCCGACGGUGAUUAAUAAGUUUCGUGAACGCAGAAUUGCAUUCGGUGGUGAUAUACAAGAAAUGUACCACCAGAUUCUGAUGAGGGCGGCAGAUAAGCAAGCUCUGAGGUUCCUGUUCCGAUCGAAUCCGACUGAUGUACCAACAGUGUACGUCAUGGACGUAGCUACGUUUGGGGCCACCUGCUCCCUAUGUUCGGCGCAGUUCAUAAAAAACUUGAAUGCUGCCGAGUUUGCGAACGAUUUUCCACGAGCUUCGUCUGCAGUGAUCGAUAAACAUUACGUGGACGAUUAUUACGAUAGCGUCGAUUUCGUUGACGAAGCGGUAGAGUUGGCGAACCAGGUGAAAUUCAUUCAUUCCCGAGGAGGUUUCCAUAUCAGGAAUUGGGUUUCCAACUCCAAGCAGUUUCUGGAAGCGAUGGCCGAACAGAAGUCGAAUCCUGCUGUCCAUUUCAGCCGGGACAAAACCACGCAUACCGAGCGAGUUCUGGGAAUCAUAUGGGACCCAGAAGAGGACGUUUUCCUGUUUUCUACCGAUGGACGAGAGGAGUACCAACUGGUUCUACAAGGGGUUGAACGACCAACCAAAAGGAUUGUGUUGAGUUGUGUCAUGGCUAUGUUUGAUCCUCAAGGUUUGCUCUCUCCAUUCACCGUUUUCGGUCGCAUGUUGGUACAAGAUUUGUGGAGGACUGGCUGCGACUGGGAUGAAGAAAUUGACGAUGAAUCAUUCCAAAAGUGGAUUCGCUUGACGAAAGUUUUGCCAAUGAUCGAGGCAAUCAGGAUUCCCCGGAGCUACUUUGGAGACGCUAGAAUGGAUCAGAUCGAGGAUCUACAGCUGCACGUAGUGUCCGAUGCUAGCAAAGGUGCCUACGGGUGUGCGGCCUAUUUUCGAGCUUUGGUGGGCGGAACGAUCAGAUGUGUACUGGUGACUAGUCGGGUGAAGGUGGCUCCGUUGAAGCCGCUAUCAGUUCCAAGGCUUGAGUUGCAGGUGGCAGUGCUGGGGACCAGGCUGGCUUCUGCGGUGCGAGAUGGCCAUUCGUUGGAAAUCAAGCAACAAUUUUUCUGGACGGACUCUUCCACUGUGCUAUCGUGGAUCAGGUCAGAUCAGCGUAAGUACAAAGAGUUCGUAGGUCUUCGUAUUGGUGAAAUACUAACUCGUACGAACCUGUCGGAGUGGCACUGGGUUCCAACGAGGAUGAACGUCGCGGACCAGCUGACUAAGUGGACGAAAGACCCUGAAAUAAGUUCAACCAGCAGUUGGUUCACCGGGCCAGAGUUUCUAUAUCUUCCGGAAGCAGACUGGCCGAAGCAGAAGUUGCCAGGUCCAGAUACAGAAGAAGAGUUGAGAGCGCACCUGCUUGUUCACGAUGUUAACCUUCCUACUCCCGUAAUCGACGUCAACAGAAUUUCGAAGUGGACGGUGCUGGUAAGGACGAUGGCUUGCGUAUUUAGGUUUCUGUCGAACUGUCGAAGAAAGCUGAAGGGAUCGCCGCUCGAAACGCUGAAACCAACGGAAAUGCAAGCGCAAAUCAUUCUCCCGAUCGAUUAUCCGAUGUUGCGGACGCCACUGAAUCAGAAGGAGUAUGAGCAAGCGGAAAUUUCGUUGAUGCGGAUGGCACAAGCAGAUGCGUUCAGUAGUGAACUGAGGAUCUUGAUGAAGAACUUGCAGCUUCCGGCCGGGACGUGGUUGAAAAUCGAGAAAUCCAGCUUCAUCUAUAAGUUGACGCCGCUAAUCGAUGAGAACGGUCUCCUGCGUAUGGAAGGUCGAACGGGAUCAGCUGAAUUCCUACCGUUUGACUUGCGGUUCCCGAUAAUACUGCCCAAGGACCAUGCUGUUACCUGGAAAAUCGUUCAGCAUUAUCACGAGCAAUUCGGCCACGGAUAUAGGGAGACGGUGAAGAACGAGCUGAGACAACGAUUCGUCAUCCCACAGGUGGGUAGUGUGGUCGCUAUGGUGGGGAAAGCUUGCAUACAGUGCAGGGUUGCCAAGAGCCGCCCACGAUGUCCUCGGAUGGCCGCGCUACCAGUACAGAGAGUAACUCCGUAUGUGCGGCCGUUCUGCUUCGUGGGGGUCGAUUACUUCGGCCCAAUAACAGUUUCAACAGGCCGCCGCAGUGAAAAGAGAUGGAUCGUUUUGUUCACGUGCCUAGUAGUCAGAGCGGUUCACCUCGAAGUAGCACACUCCCUGACCACACAAUCGUGUUUGAUGGCAAUCAAACGCUUCACCUCCUACCGAGGUCCGCCAUUAGAAGUGUUCUCGGACAAUGGCACAAAUUUUAAAGGAGCAAGUAAGGAGUUAAUGGAAAAUGUACGCAGCAUCAACGUAGAUUGCGCAGCGGAGGUAACAUCAGCUCGAAUUAAGUGGAACUUCAAUCCUCCGGCUUCGUCGCACAUGGGCGGAGUCUGGGAGAGAUUAGUCCGUUCCACGAAGCAAGUGUUGGAGGCGAUAAACGAUGGGAAGCGACUGACAGAUGAAAUCUUGGUGACUGCGAUAGCCGAAGCGGAGGACAUCAUCAAUAGCCGUCCACUUACGUACGUGGCGCAUGAAUCAGAUAAUUUCGAAGCGUUGAGCCCCAACCACUUCCUCCGUGGAGUCGCUCCGAACGAACCAAGGUACAACGUAGCUCCCGUCAAUUCAGCUGUAGCCCUGCGGGACUCCUAUCAGCGAUCGCAGGAGAUAGCUGACGAGAUGUGGAAGAGGUGGAUUAAAGAAUACGUUCCUUCCAUCAAUCAGCGUACCAAGUGGUUUGGUGAAGCAAAGAAUUUGAAGAAAGGUGACUUGGUCUACGUUGUUGAUGGCGACAAGCGGAAGUGUUGGGUACGUGGGAUUGUUGAGGAGCCGAUAGUUGCCGGAGAUGGCAGAGUACGCCAGGCCUGGAUUCGUACCAACAGCGGCAUGCUAAAGCGAGCGACAGCGAAACUUGCGGUGCUUGAAAUAAAUGAAAGUGACACUGGUCCGGACGUGACUUCCGGACCAGGUUCACGGGCCGGGGCAUAUUGCGGCUUAAACCGCAGGGCACGCAACGCAGUCCCUGCCGCAGAGUGA